AUGGAGAGAUUGGAGUCUUUGGACUUGACAAAAAAUCAACUUUCAGGCAUAAUUCCCCCAAGCCUGACUACUAUGAGCUUUCUAAGCUACUUGAAUUUGUCAAGCAACAACUUAUCAGGUAGAAUCCCAUCAGGUACCCAACUUCAAAGCUUUGAUGCUUCUGCAUAUGCAAGUAAUCGAGAUCUUUGUGGCUUGCCUCUUCCGAAAAAGUGUUUGGGAGAUGAAGCAGCUCAAGAUCCUCAAACUGGUGACAAAUAUGGAGAAGGCAAUAUUCAAGAACAUGAAAACUCCCACGAACAUCUAUGGCUUUAUGCUAGCAUUGCACUUGGAUUCAUAGUUGGGUUUUGGGGUGUUUGUGGAUCGUUGAUAUUGAAGAGUUCUUGGAGGCAUGCCUAUUUCGGGUAUCUAGAGAGAGUUGGAGAUUGGCUCUGCAUAACAAAAGCUGUCAGCAUGGCCAAGUUACUGGAAACUUGGAGACUCUGUGCUACCAAGAAAAUAUUUAGUCCAGGUAAUUUUUACAAAUAA
Molecule: messenger RNA, 525 nt
Organism: Alnus glutinosa
Lineage: Eukaryota; Viridiplantae; Streptophyta; Magnoliopsida; Fagales; Betulaceae
Product: receptor-like protein EIX2
Exons: 1
Coding region: 1-525 (174 amino acids)
Molecular function (GO): protein binding
Source: RefSeq, a predicted model, not a curated record